CAGGCCAGGAUGCUGAGCCUGCUGGUGUUGGCGCUGCCCGUCCUGGGGAGCCUGGUCCACGCGGCCCCUGCCCCAGGCCGGGCCCUGGAGCGAGCAGGGAUCGUGGGGGGCUAUGAGGCACAUCGGAGGAGCUGGCUCUGGCAGGUGAGCCUGAGAUCCCCCGGCCAGUACUGGCAGCACUUCUGCGGGGGCUCCCUCAUCCACCCCCAGUGGGUGCUGACGGCGGCGCACUGCGUGGGACCAAAAUUCCGGAACCUGGCAGACAUCAGGGUGCAGCUGCAUGAGCAGCACCUCUAUUACCGCGACAGACUGCUGCCCGUCAGCAGGAUCAUCCCCCACCCCAACUACUUCACCGUCUGGGACGGGGCGGACAUCGCCCUGCUGGAGCUGGAGGUCCCCGUGAACAUGUCCCACCAGGUCCACACGAUCACCCUGCCCCAGGCCUCGGAGACCUUCCCCCCAGGGUCGCGGUGCUGGGUGACAGGCUGGGGUGCCGUGGCAUAUGGUGUGCCCCUGCCACCGCCGUAUACCCUGAAGGAGGUGGAAGUCCCCAUAGUGCCAAACCACAUCUGUGACGCCCAGUACCACACUGGCAUCUACACAGCAGACAACAUUCGCAUUGUCCAGGACGACAUGUUGUGUGCCGGGAACGAAUAUGGCAACUUCUGCCAGGGCGACUCCGGAGGGCCCCUGGCCUGCUGGGUGAACGGCACCUGGGUGCAGGCGGGCGUGGUCAGCUGGGGCGAUGGCUGCACUCAGCCCAACCGGCCCGGCAUUUACACCCGCGUCACCUACUACUUGGACUGGAUCCACCGCUACGUCCCCAUGGAGCCCUGAGCCAGGUCCCCAGGGCUGCCAGCCAGGUCACUGGAAAAGCCAGCACCCUCCUGUCCCCAACAUUGCUGCUUCCUACCCAGGUGGGGUCCACCCCCAGCACAGCUUCCCGUCCUCUGGUCCUGAGCCCUGUCACCUGUCCGGAGCCUCCUCCCCUGUCCCACCCGAGCCCCUCCCCCAUGCUAACCUCCCUCCCCCAUCUGGAGCCCCUUCCCCUCUGGCCCCUCCGUCCCUCCCCCACCCACACGCUAAUUGUCCCACACAUUGUGUCUCAUUAAAGUGCGUG
Lemur catta (Ring-tailed lemur) is the source of this 1120-nucleotide messenger RNA. RefSeq names its product tryptase beta-2-like. Bases 10 to 837 code for a protein of 275 amino acids. NCBI's taxonomy places the organism in Eukaryota, Metazoa, Chordata, Mammalia, Primates, Lemuridae. The record is from RefSeq and is a predicted model, not a curated record. The transcript is spliced from 6 exons. Gene Ontology annotation, biological process: proteolysis. Gene Ontology annotation, molecular function: serine-type endopeptidase activity.